AUGGCACUGGUGGCUCCUGCUUUCACAGUCCUCAGCCCGACGGUAGUGACGCCUAGCUUGGAGCAGCAGAUUCCAAGAGUGGUGGCGGGUUCCAGCAGCCAUGGACACAGCGGUACAGGCGCAGCCUUAGCAGCCUGUGGUAUGGUGGCUGCCGCUGGCCUGCGACGUGCGCGCAAGCAACGUGCAGGAAAGAUGGUUGGCACCACUGGAAACUUCGAGGAGUCAUACUACCGCGACCACCUGGUGGCCUGCCGCGCGCAGUUGAACGGAGCUGAUGCUCCUACCCCAGAGGAGACUGACAAACACAUGGAGGGCAUCCAGGCUUUUGCCAAGCAGGCUUUGGCAGGCGCCUCUGCCGCCAUGCUGUUCACCAGCUCCAUGGAGGCAGCUGUUGCGUACCCUAUCUUUGCCCAGCAGAACUAUGCCAACCCUCGUGAGUACACUGGGAAGAUCGUGUGCGCCAAUUGCCAUUUGGCCAGCAAGAGCAUUGAGGUGAGGCUUCCUCAGGCGGUGCUCCCCGACACCAUCUUCAAGAUGGAGGUUGAGGUGCCAGCCAAGUACGCCAAGCGCCGCCAGCCUCUUGCUGAUGGCUCCAAGGGCCCCAUGAACAUUGGCGCCAUUGCCGUGAUGCCUGAGGGAUGGAAGUUGGCUCCCAAGGACCGUCUCCCCAAGCCUCUGAAGAAGGAGAUGAAGGGCUUGGCCUGGGCUCCCUACAGCAAGGAGUAUCCCAACAUUGUGGUUGCCGGCCCGGUGCCAGGCGAAACCUACGAGAAGAUGGUGCUCCCUGUGCUGUCCCCUGAUCCCAACACCAAUGACAAGGUGAUCUUCGGCAAGGGCAUCUUCUACUUUGGCGGCAACCGUGGCCGUGGUCAGGUGUAUCCUGAGGGCAACCAGAGCAACAACAACCAGUUCUUGGCAUCCGCCACCGGCACCAUCUCCGCCAUCGAUGGCUUGAAGGUCAGCAUCACCACGCCUUCGGGUGAGGUGAAGACCCAGGAGUGCCUGACAGGUGCUGACAUCGUGGUGCAGGUGGGUGAUGAGGUGACCAAGGAUGAGCCCAUCACCACCAAUCCCAACGUCGGCGGCUUCGGUCAGGAAGAGAAGGAGUGCAUCCUGCAGGAUAUGAACCGCGUCUACGCCUUCUGCGCCUUCGCCUUCUCGUGCUUCAUUGCUCAGCUCAGCUUCGUUCUGAAGAAGAUGCCUGGAAGCAGUUUGAGAAGGUCCAACUUGCUGAGGGCUUCUGAGGGCCUGCUCAAUUGGCUCCACUUGCCCCAGCAUCUCCCUUCGUUUCCCACCAUGGCGCUGGUGGGUGCUCCAGCAUUCACCGUGGUGACCCCAACGGUGGUGACGCCCCUGGAGCAGAUCCCAAGAGCACAGGGAACCACUGGGACCGGCCAUGGGGUGAGUGGCACAGGUGCAGCUUUGGCUGCCUGUGGCAUGGCUGCAGCAGCCGGCGUGCGUCGCGCAGGGCGGCGCGGUGCGCGCGGCUCCCGAGCCAACAUGGCGGGCAACUUUGGAGAGCCUUUGGGAUGUGCAAGCUGGGGAUGGUCCUACUACCGCGACCACCUGGUGGCCUGCCGCGCGCAGCUGAACGGCGUGGAUGCUCCUACCCCCAGAGGCAGCUGUUGCGUACCCUAUCUUUGCCCAGCAGAACUGAACUAUGCCAACCCUCGUGAGUACACUGGGAAGAUCGUGUGCGCCAAUUGCCAUUUGGCCAGCAAACCCAUUGAGGUGAGGCUUCCUCAGGCAGUGCUCCCCGACAUCAUCUUCAAGAUGGAGGUUGAGGUGCCAGCCAAGUACGCCAAGCGCCGCCAGCCUCUUGCUGAUGGCUCCAAGGGCCCCAUGAACAUUGGCGCCAUUGCCGUGAUGCGUGAGGGAUGGAAGUUGGCUCCCAAGGAUCGUCUCCCCAAACCCCUGAAGAAGGAGAUGAAGGGCUUGGCCUGGGCUCCCUACAGCAAGGAAUAUCCGAACAUCGUGGUGGCCGGACCCGUGCCAGGUGAGACCUAUGAGAAGAUGGUGCUCCCUGCGCUGUCACACGUGGGAAACUGUAUUCAGGUAGCAGGUUUGGGCUGCCCAAACCUGCUACUCGAGUACACCAACUGCUGGCCGCAGGUGUAUCCUGAGGGCAACCAGAGCAACAACAACCAGUUCUUGGCAUCCGCCACUGGCACCAUCUCCGCCAUCGAUGGUUUGAAGGUUCCAAGACUUCACAGCUGGCACCCUGGAUGGCGGGGUGUGAGUAUCACCACGCCUUCGGGUGAGGUGAAGACCCAGGAGUGCCUGACAGGUGCUGACAUCGUGGUGCAGGUGGGUGAUGAGGUGACCAAGGAUGAGCCCAUCACCACCAAUCCCAACGUCGGCGGCUUUGGCCAGGCAGUGGAUGUCUGGUUGGAAAUUCUGGGGGGUUGGAAGGAGGAGAAGGAGUGCAUCCUGCAGGACAUGAACCGCGUCUACGCCUUCUGCGCCUUUGCCUUCUCCUGCUUCAUAGCUCAGCUCAGCUUCGUUCUGAAGUGGCAUUUUUUCGAAGACGCACGUAGCGCCAGCGGGAAAAACUGCUUGGAUCUGCUGACAUCAGCCAGCCUGGAGGCCAUAGACACUGGUAACCAGGCCUCACCAGCUUGGAGCCCACCUCCUACCAGCUUUGGGCUCCCCAGCACGGUAGUUUGGUCCAAAAUCUUCCCAUCAGCCAUGGCCCUGGCCCCAGCCUUCACCGUGGUCUCCAGCUCCGCUGGCACAGUGACGCAGCCCACCCACCAGAUCGCGCGACCCCAAGCAACUCAGCAUGGACUCUCUGGCACAGGUGCUGGCUUAGCAGCCUGCGGCCUUGCAGCUGCGGCCGGUGUGCGCCGCACUCGCAAGCAGCGUCGAUCCAUGGCGGGGACCAGCCUGGUGGGCAACUUGGGGGAGUCCUACUACCGCGACCACCUGGUGGCCUGCCGCGCGCAGCUGAACGGCGUGGAUGCUCCUACCCCAGAGGAGACUGACAAGCACAUGGAGGGCAUCCAGGCCUUUGCCAAGCAGGCUUUGGCCGGUGCCUCUGCCGCCAUGCUGUUCACCAGCUCCAUGGAGGCAGCUGUUGCGUACCCUAUCUUUGCCCAGCAGAACUAUUCCAACCCUCGUGAGUACACUGGGAAGAUCGUGUGCGCCAAUUGCCAUUUGGCCAGCAAACCCAUUGAGGUGAGGCUUCCUCAGGCAGUGCUCCCCGACACCAUCUUCAAGAUGGAGGUUGAGGUGCCAGCCAAGUACGCCAAGCGCCGCCAGCCUCUUGCUGAUGGCUCCAAGGGCCCCAUGAACAUUGGCGCCAUUGCCGUGAUGCCUGAGGGAUGGAAGUUGGCUCCCAAGGACCGUCUCCCCAAGCCUCUGAAGAAGGAGAUGAAGGGCUUGGCCUGGGCUCCCUACAGCAAGGAGUAUCCCAACAUCGUGGUGGCUGGACCGGUCCCAGGUGAGACUUAUGAGAAGAUGGUGCUCCCAGUGCUGUCCCCGGAUCCCAACACCAACGACAAGGUCAUUUUCGGUAAGGGCAUCUUCUACUUUGGUGGCAACCGCGGUCGUGGACAGGUGUACCCUGAGGGCAAUCAGAGCAACAACAACCAGUUCUUGGCAUCCGCCACCGGCACCAUCUCCGCCAUCGAUGGCUUGAAGGUGGGCAUCACCACUCCUUCCGGCGAAGUGAAGACCCAGGAGUGCCUGACAGGUGCUGACAUCGUGGUGCAGGUGGGUGACGAGGUGACCAAGGAUGAGCCCCUCACCACCAACCCCAACGUGGGCGGCUUCGGUCAGGAAGAGAAGGAGUGCAUCCUGCAGGACAUGAACCGUGUCUACGCCUUCUGCGCCUUUGCCUUCUCCUGCUUCAUUGCCCAGCUGAGCUUCGUGUUGAAGAAGAAGCAGUUCGAGAAGGUCCAGUUGGCUGAGGGCUUCUGA
Messenger RNA from Cladocopium goreaui, 3921 nucleotides. Lineage: Eukaryota; Dinophyceae; Suessiales; Symbiodiniaceae. The record is from the annotation of a GenBank genome assembly.